Molecule: messenger RNA, 879 nt
Organism: Perkinsus marinus ATCC 50983
Lineage: Eukaryota; Perkinsozoa; Perkinsida; Perkinsidae
Product: aromatic amino acid decarboxylase, putative
Exons: 10
Coding region: 1-879 (292 amino acids)
Biological process (GO): amino acid metabolic process
Molecular function (GO): pyridoxal phosphate binding; carboxy-lyase activity
Source: RefSeq, a predicted model, not a curated record
AUGGACGCUCUUGCGAAGGGAUUGCAACUGGGAGAAGCUUUCAUGCAUUCUUCGGGAGAGGGCGGCGGCAUCAUACAAAACACGGCGAGCGAUGCACUUGUCGUAGUGAUAGCAGCAGCGAAAACGAGAAUGAAAAUGAAGAUGUUGGCGAAAACAAGCGUGGAACAUGAACAGUUCGGAGCGGUGAGCAAACUGCGUUUUGUCGUAUACACAUCGGAUCAAACACAUUUCUGUACGGAAAAAGCGUGCCGGGCGGCUGGAGUUCGUUUACGGAAGAUAACGACUCACCGAGAUGAGAGCGGCAACUUUCCGAUGAACAUUUCACUUUUGAAAGAGACUAUAGUUGAAGACAGACGACUCGGUUUCCUGCCAAUUCUGUGCGUCGCUAAUUACGGCGCUACGAAUACUUGUGCGGUUGACCCUGUGCACGAGUUGGGAGAUCUCUGUCGGCGAGAAGGAAUAAUGUUGCAUAUGGAUGCGGCAUACAGUGGGAGCGCUCUCAUGCUCGAGGCAUUCAGAGAUGAUGCUCUCGUGAUUCGAACAGAUCGACGUUAUUUUACGAAGACAUUCGGAGCUGAAGAUGAGAGUGAAGGCGCGAGCCUAUCUAAUUGGUCUUUGCCGACUUACAGCAAAUGGAGAGCAUUGCGUAUUUGGGCAGUGUUGCAAUACUUCGGAAUUGAUAAGCUGCGAGCGAGUAUAUCCCAUGAUAUAGAAUGCGCGCAACGAUUGAGGGAAAAGCUGAAGUUUGAUGGAACUACUAAUGGUCAAUUGGACUUGACCAUCACUAACCGUUUCGGACUUGUGUGUUUCACGGCCGUUCCUCAUUCUCUCAAUUCGAGGAUACUGAAGGAGGCGGAAAAGGACGGAUUCUUGAUGUGA